AUGGAGAAUGGCAGCAACAGCAAACCAGACACCCCCACCAACAUCUCCUUGGGGAGCAGCGGUCUGCCAUUCAGCAUCCUUGAAUACAAGACCAUCUCAGUCUUCCUGGUGCUGGCCAUAUGUGGCAUUGGCAUUAUUGGCAAUGCCAUGGUGGUCACCGUAGUUCUGACCACCCGGGAUAUGAGGACGCCAACCAACUGCUACUUGGUUAGCUUGGCUGUGGCCGAUUUGAUUGUUCUGGUGGCAGCUGGCCUGCCCAACGUCUCUGACAGCCUGGCAGGAACGUGGAUCUAUGGAUUUGCUGGGUGCCUUGGCAUUACCUACUUCCAGUACCUGGGCAUCAAUGCGUCAUCCUGCUCCAUCACAGCUUUCACCGUGGAGAGAUAUAUUGCCAUCUGCCACCCAAUAAAGGCACAGACAGUGUGCACCAGGUCUCGAGCCAAGCGCAUCAUUGCCUUCGUCUGGACCCUCACCUCGGUGUACUGCAUGCUCUGGUUCUUCCUGGUGGACGUGGCUGCUAACAAGAGCCAGCAGCUGGAGUGUGGCUACAAGGUCUCCCGCAACCUCUAUCUGCCCAUCUACCUGCUGGACUUUGCCCUCUUCUUCAUCACCCCGCUGCUACUCACCACUGUGCUCUACGGCCUCAUUGGAAAAGCCCUCCUCCAGAGCCAUGUCCUGCACUGUCCCGCUGCCCAAGCUGAAGGCUGGCGGGAGCAAAGCAGCCAGGAGAGGAAUGGCCCCGAGGCUGGCCAGAGCAGAGCCAGUGGCUCAAGAACCAGGCUGCCUGUCUCUUCCAGGAAACAGGUCACCAAGAUGUUGGCAGUGGUGGUGGGCCUCUUUGCCCUGCUCUGGAUGCCCUACCGGACCCUGGUGUUGGUGAACUCCUUCGUGGAGCACCCCUACCUGGACCGCUGGUUCGUCCUCUUUUGCAGGGUCUGCAUCUACACCAACAGCGCCAUCAACCCCAUCAUCUACAACCUCAUGUCCCAGAAGUUCCGUCUGGCCUUCAAGCGGCUCUGCAAGUACCCGGAGGAGGAUCUGCAGCGGCAGCGUAGCUUUUACAUGGCCUCGGGCAAGGGCAGCGUGAGGAAGGCAGGCCCCAUCUGUCAGCAGGCCAACCUCGAAGCUGGGCGGCUGGCCGUAGCCACCAGGGCAGAGCCUGAGCGAGAAACCCUGAGCAGGGAAGAGUAG
Candoia aspera is the source of this 1191-nucleotide messenger RNA. Its product is annotated as thyrotropin-releasing hormone receptor-like. Gene Ontology annotation, biological process: phospholipase C-activating G protein-coupled receptor signaling pathway. The record is from RefSeq and is a predicted model, not a curated record. Lineage: Eukaryota; Metazoa; Chordata; Lepidosauria; Squamata; Candoiidae. Bases 1 to 1191 code for a protein of 396 amino acids. The transcript has 3 exons. Gene Ontology annotation, cellular component: membrane. Gene Ontology annotation, molecular function: thyrotropin-releasing hormone receptor activity.